Cucurbita moschata (crookneck pumpkin) is the source of this 1831-nucleotide messenger RNA. Its product is annotated as growth-regulating factor 9. Gene Ontology annotation, cellular component: nucleus. Lineage: Eukaryota; Viridiplantae; Streptophyta; Magnoliopsida; Cucurbitales; Cucurbitaceae. Gene Ontology annotation, molecular function: ATP binding. The transcript is spliced from 4 exons. Bases 185 to 1591 code for a protein of 468 amino acids. The record is from RefSeq and is a predicted model, not a curated record. Gene Ontology annotation, biological process: developmental process; regulation of DNA-templated transcription; DNA-templated transcription.
AAAAAGAGAGACUGACAAUAUGUCAGAAAACUCUGUCACCCCUCUUUAACUCUCUCUUCUCUGUAUCUCUCGCGAGAGAGCUUCAAGAUUUUGGCCUUUUCCGAUUCGAAAAUUUGUUCAUCUUCAUUGCAUUUAAAUCCCGCAGCGAUGCAUUGAGAUUCGAGCUCAUGUUUACGAAAUUCCUAUGGAAGUUCAUCCGCUUCAGAGCUUUCCUUCUUCGGAAACUGGGAGAGGAUUAAGACGGCGGAAGACCGAUGAGGCGACGACGGCCGCGAUGAUGAUGAAGGUUAAAAAGGAGAGUAACCAGACGGAAAACGACGAGCUAUCGGCUCCGGUAUCGCCAUCUAUUAAUCUCGGACUACAGAUUGGCACGAAUUCGGCGGGAAGUCGAAACGAGGGAACCUCGAUUGUUCACCGGUCGAGGGAGUCGCUUAUUACGGUUGGUCAAUUGCAGGAGCUUGAGCAGCAGGUUCUGAUUCACAAAUACCUUGCUGCUGGUCUCCGUGUUCCUACUCACCUUCUUGUUCCAAUUUGGAAGAGUGUUGCCAGGACCUUGGGCUCUAAUGUCAAUGUUAUAGGAUUCAAUCCUGUGGGAUUUGAUUACGGAAGUAUGAUGGAGCCUGAGCCAUGGAGAUGCAGAAGAACUGAUGGGAAGAAAUGGAGAUGUAGCCGGCAAACUGUCCCGCAUCAGAAGUACUGUGAACGGCACAUGCAUAGAGGUCGACAGCGUUCAAGAAAGCCUGUGGAAGCUUCAGAAAACGACUCUACAUCAAAGAAAAUUCUGCUCAAUAAUCCAGAUAGAGAUAUAAGAUGUACGCUUGAUGUUACCACUGCUAACCCCUUUCCCCACGUUGGUGCUGUAGUCCCUGAGCCCAAAACAGUUUCCUACGCCCGUCCGAAAUCAGCUACUGAAACAAUUACCAGCAGCAUGCGUGGUGCAUCGGCGAUCGGUAUGAGCUGUGCUGACGCAACUAAAACCAUCAGAAUGAUCCCUUCCAGUGCUGCUACAUGUAUUACAACAGUUCCCAGUAUUAAUCCAACUGCUACUACCAGCGUUCCCACUAGCUAUAUAGUCAACUUGAAAGAUGCUUGCAACAUGAAUCUUCGUGAGAAUUGCAGCAAGAGCCGUAUUGACUUUGGAAGAAAUGAUAUCAAUAUCCAGAAGAUCACAUCUCCAGGUCUAGGGUUCUCUCCUAACAGCGUUCUUCAAGUUUCUGGCUGCAGCAGCUCAUUAUGCGACAGUAAAAUCAACCUUGAACGUGAACCCGGACGGUGUAGAAGAACGGAUGGGAAGAAGUGGCGAUGUCGGAGAGAUAUUAUUCCAAAUCAGAAAUAUUGUAGUCUGCAUAUGCACAGAGGUUCAAAGAAGCAUUUGAAGCCUUCCCAGAAUGCACCCGUCCUUGCCCCUUCUGCUGCUACCUAUGGCUCUUCUCUGCUACCAACGCCGCUCAAAAAACUCGAACCUGCAACCCCAAACACAAAUCUUUCAAUGUCAAUCCAGGCUGACGACAAACAGAGACACAAUGAAGCAAGGAACAACGCCAGCAGUAGCAGUGAGACCACCAUUACCGACACCACGAUCACGGCAUAAGAAAAUGUUCCUCCCCGACAAGGUAUGAAUCGGAAUCCAAUCUUCUAGUUCUGCUGCUUUGUUUCGGAUUUGUACCAUUUAGGCACAUAGACAAGAGUGGGACAAUCUUGUUUUAGGAGGAACAAAAAAAGGAGUAAUGGUUGAGCUUUUGAGCUACACGGCAUAAUCAAAUUUUCUUGUACUGAAAAGGGAAGAGAAGUUUGGACAUAGGUGGUUUAUAAAUAUGCUUUGGGUUUGGAU